Messenger RNA from Brassica oleracea var. oleracea, 759 nucleotides. RefSeq lists its product as uncharacterized. Bases 207 to 704 code for a protein of 165 amino acids. The transcript has a single exon. The record is from RefSeq and is a predicted model, not a curated record. NCBI's taxonomy places the organism in Eukaryota, Viridiplantae, Streptophyta, Magnoliopsida, Brassicales, Brassicaceae.
AUUGCAAAUCAUAAAACAUAAUUUGACCAGAUCGUUACAUAUAAUAAAUCUAAAUCACUAUCCUUUCUAUUAAUUUAAAAAUGAUAAUAUAUAAACAACAAUCGCCGUUACUAAUAAGUUGCUAGCUUCUCGCAUUUCACACAAAAAGUAAAGGAGAGAAGAACGAUCUGGCGGCCAAUUCGCGAUCCGCCGUUGGAUCUCUCACCAUGUCACUCUCCAGACUACACAAAUUCAAACUGUUCGCGGCAAAUCGCAGCUUGGAGGCAUCCGCCGCCGGUAACCCCUCAAUGAGCCCGACGAAAAGUCCUGUGUUUCAUCUCCAGCGACGCAAAACCCUGCGGAUGUUGUUCGAAAAGAGCUCCGACAGCCGCAGACGGAAUCUCCGUCAGAUCCUCGAAGAAUCGCCGGAGCUGGAUGGAAACUCCGGGAAGAAGAAGAGGGGAAACCACCGUGCGAGGCGUAAACUGAAAGAGCUGAUGGUCACAUCGCCGUCUCCGCCGUUUAGUGGUGGGGAAGAGAUAGACGGCGGCGGAGAAGCGAGGGGCGGGACUUCGUCGGUUGCUGGCGGCGACGUUACUUCUAACGGUGACGGGAGAGAGUUAAUGACUCGACGAUUCGGUCCUUCCGGUCCGGUUCAGUCAUUUCGGUUAAGGAUUUUGAGAAAACCUUGGCGACCAGUCCUGGUUUCGAUUCCUGAGCAAUGAAAAGUUGAAAACUUGUUUAUCCUUCUUUUCCUAAUUAAAAGGCGCAUUAGACAAA